AUGACGUUGUGUUUUAGCUCAGUCGAACUGGCGUCGCAUGCGAUUAGCUGGUUGUCCUUUGCAGCUCCGGCACUCGCUCUUAACAGGAAGCCACUGUGGUCAUUACCUGCUCAUUCUGAUGGACUUGUUUACUCGACGGAAAAGCUGGGAGAAAAAGAAGAUCUCGCGAGAGAUCUCUUUUUCGUCCCCGAUAAGCCUGAAACGGAAAAGGUCUGGGACCUCAAGAUUGCACAACUGCUGGCCCUUCAGGGAGAAGAUGCCAAGAAGGACCCAACAAAAAUGAUGGUAGCGAACGCCACGGCCCCUUUAUUUAACAUCAAAAGGAGCGGAAAAAGAUCCGUCGCCCCUCAAGUCGUUUCGGAGUUUGCUAGUCUAGAUACCGUGGAAAAAGCAGUGAAAGAAUGGAUCUCCUUUCAACCUUCCUCUCAACCAGCCGGAUCAGUCGCCAUCAACAUAUUGACUGUCAUUAGCUCGCGAGAGCUAAAUGAUAUAGCCAAUACUGUUAAAGAAAAAUUCCCGACUCAAAAGGUAGAACUCGACUUCUACAGAGAAACGGCGGCCCUUCUCUGGCGAAAGAUCGGAGUUGGCUUCGGGGGAUUCGAUAACAUCAAUGAGUUCGCUGUGGCUCUCGCGAGCCGCACGAACGACCCUGUUGACUUCGACAAAGGAGCAGAGCAAGUCAGAGCAGAAAUUUCGGUUUUUGCUGAAGCUUUCGAUCUCAGCUGGGGAUUCGAAGCUUUCUGGAUAAGUUUAAGCCACAUCAUCCGGAUUGGUGUACAAUGGGCUUACGAGUGGGCAAAGCAAUUCAACGAAGGAACUACACCCUCAACGGCCUUUGCUUGUGCCAAUUUAAUGGACUGGUUUAACCCUCCCUAUAUCCCGAGAUACGAUGAUCUCAAGAUCCUCCCAAACACUCGAAAAAUGCUGAACGACAUCGGAGACCUUUCGUUCUGGCUGAUUUACGCCACAGAGCCGAUCCAGUAUAUGCUUCUCCCGGAAAAGGUCACGAACCCCGAUCAAGUCAGAUAUUUGCUAAAACUCGCGAGAGUAAUAGCAAAAUCUGGACAUGAGGAGGAAAAGACCCUGAAAAGUCUGCGGAACCUCGAAGCAGAAAUCGAGAAGAAUUGGAGAGGAAAUCUGGUGCCGGUCGUCAAGGCUUGGGACAAAUUCAUCGAAAAAGUCGUCAAAGCCCAAGCUCAUGAGAUUGAGAUAGAAGAGAGGACUCAGGUCAAAGUCUUCGUUCUCCCCAAGGCAUUAAAAACGAAAAAGCAAACCCUCAUCGGCCACAACUUAUCCCAAUUCAUCAUUAAAUCCUCGCGGGUUUCAAUGAUCGAAAUGGUUGACCGAUAUAUGAAUUGGUUCGGCACUGAUUUAGUCUCCCCUGACGAUCCAGACAUGAGCCAUUACAAAUGGCACAAAGAUGUCGAGCCUAAACGAUCAUUGGUGAAAAACGAAAAAGUCUCAGGCCCGCUGUUGGAUGUCACCAAGCUCGAAAAAGAUCCGGAUGCCUGUGCGUUUAUCGGAUGCAACGAGAAAUCAUGCGGAGUAGCACCAGCAUGUUUCUUUCAUUUGAGAGCGGACUCGGAAGCAGCAAUGCGCGAAUCGUUUUCACCGUUGACAACCCUAGUCCCGCGCAUCGACGGACAAGGUGUUGAAAUGGCCAACGAAAGACUCCCAGCGCCUCGACCACGGGUCACGGCGACUCCAAAGCUGCGCGCCCGACUCAUGCUUGAGAUCGUCAACUCCUUCAGGAAAAAGACGGGAGAAGGUGUUAUGCCGAUCUACCACGCGAAGCUCUUGUCUUUGAAAUUCGCAACGGGUGGAAAGUUUACGUGGGAAGGCCGAAUGGUCGCUGAAAGUGACAAGACGCUCAACGCUCUUCGUUACAUCAACGACAACUACGAUAAGCUCGACGGGGAGUUGCCUUGGAGAACCGCGAGGUUCUCUCAAGUGACAACUCCUUGUCUUUUCUUCAUCCUGCAUAAAACAGAAGGCUACUCGAGAGUUUGGGAAGAAGAUCCGUUUACGGUGGUUAACAUAAAUGAUAGAUGUCAUUUCACCACAGCUAGAAACGGGAUCUCCAAGGAAUACGUGAAGAACACUUUGUGCCGUCCUCCUAACUUCGAUUUGGCGGAUAUCAAGAAGCGUUUCAAUGCCAAGAUGCAUCUCCCGCCGCAAGGAAAACAAUACCAGUUCCCCGAGUUUACCCUGAUUCGAGAAAUCGAGCGCGACUUUCCCACUUUGAAGAUUGCCAUUCUUGUAAGUCCAGCAUACGUGGACUUUGCUAAGAAACACCUGGCAAAGUCUCCUGAAGCCUCUUCGCCACCGUCAAAAGUGGCUAUUUUAACACAAAAAAUGAAGGAUAAGGUCUUGGGCUACUACGAGAAGUGGGUCGGCAACAAAAUGACCACGUUUCUUCAUCCUCAAAUUAAAGAGGAUGAUCAGUUCCCUUCUCCACCGAGACCUGGCACGUAUGCUUGGAGCACAAUCUUCAGAGCUGCUUGCCAUGACGAGAGCUUCAAGGGCCUCUUACCAGAAAAUCUUUGGGGCCCAGCGUCCUGGAACCCCGCGGCGAGAUCAAGAAGUACCGAGGCUGACAGGGAGGAAAGAGCAGCCGAUUUCGCGGCGUUUCUAAUCGAGUGGAGGGCCCGCGAGGGACUCCACCUCGUAGAGGUCGAGAACCUCGAUUUUAGCUAUGCUGCAAAACCCAAAACAACCUGGGCACCAAUGAAGGAAGAGUACUUUGUCAUAACGGUUUUGACUACUUCUUUGGAAAGAAGAUUGGGUCAGAUUGCGGCAAGGAUCAGAGCGGUUGAACACGAUUUCAUAUGGUUCUCGGACAUUGAUUCGUCGAUCCUCCGAAACUUAAGAAAAGACCCAAAUAUCACACCAGAGCUUGCGAAAGCCUGGUGGGAAAUUUGGGUUAAAACUUUUCCGACGAGAGCCGACAAAGAGAAGUACCGAAUGUCUUUCGAGUACUGGAAUGACAUCUUCUGUACUCGAUCUUUCGCUAAAAACCCCGAAGAUCGUCACAAACUCCAACCAGUGAGAUCUGAACACCCAGUUGUUCCCGAAAUGAACCCUUACUUUCACGUCAAAAACGAGUUUUUGCUGCACGGACGAGAAAGAAUUGCUGAGUACGACGUUUUUCACCCAACGCCUAUUCCAUCCUUGGCGUCAUCGACAUCCACUUCAAGGGCUUCUUCGAGAGCUCAGUCGCCGACGAGGACAACGGACGAGGGAAGAGACGCGCGAGCGUCUCUCCCCGAGGCCCCAUCUGGUUUUUAA
This is a messenger RNA of Oikopleura dioica, 3288 nucleotides long. The record is from the annotation of a GenBank genome assembly. Lineage: Eukaryota; Metazoa; Chordata; Appendicularia; Copelata; Oikopleuridae.